AUGUCUAGAUCAGGUGUUGCUGUUGCUGAUGAAUCUUUGAGUGCUUUCAACGAUUUGAAGUUGGGCAAGAAGUACAAAUUCGUCCUUUUCGGAUUGAACGACGACAAGACGCAAAUUGUGGUCAAGGAGACAUCAACUGAGCAGGACUACGAUGCAUUUUUGGAAAAAUUGCCAGAGAAUGAGUGUUUGUACGCUGUCUACGAUUUCGAAUACGAGAUUGGUGGAAAUGAAGGUAAAAGAUCUAAGAUCAUUUUCUUCACCUGGUCUCCAGACACUGCUCCAAUCAGAUCAAAGAUGGUGUACGCCUCGUCCAAGGACGCCUUGAGAAGAGCUUUGAACGGUAUCUCCACAGACGUGCAAGGCACCGACUAUUCCGAGGUGGCUUACGACGCGGUGCUAGAGAGAGUCAGCAGGGGUGCUGGUUCCCAUUAA
Messenger RNA from Lachancea fermentati, 432 nucleotides. The record is from the annotation of a GenBank genome assembly. Lineage: Eukaryota; Fungi; Ascomycota; Saccharomycetes; Saccharomycetales; Saccharomycetaceae.